AUGGCAGGACGAGGGCGAAAGCGAAACGCGGACGGGUGCCAAGAGCCCUCUGCGGAUGUCGCAGCUGGGGACCGAAUGCCAAAGGCGAUCCUUGCGCGACGCGAAGGCAACGGGGGAUCUGUGGGCGAUGCGGAUGGGCGGAAUGGCACGGGGCGAUCCUGGAAGCGCGGGAGAAAUUUGAUUGCUGGCGUUGACGCACGCGACGGGCGGUGCAGAAGUCGUGUGGGGGCCAAAGCAGGUCAGCCUGGUCGAGCAGGUCAAAGGGCCGGAGAGCGCUCGCAGACGGAGGCGGGCGGGUGGUGUGUUGCUGAUGCUCUGGAGCGAGCGGUGCGGUUCAUCCGAUGGGGGAGUGCAGGCCGACGAGGUGGUUUUGCUGCGGAUCGCCAGCUCGUGUGUUGCAGCCCAACCGGUGACGCCAAACUGCACCCCGAGAUGCCUGAGAUCCCAGGCUCCAGGAUGCCGAAUCAGACGAUGCAGGAACAACAAUUCUUAUUUCGCCAGAUGCUACAGAUGAAGAGGCUCUUUUGUGAGCGAGCAAUAAUGGCCUGUUGCUAUAAUACGGUCAGCCAGAUUCUCAUCCAGCAGGCGGUCUUGGUCUUUGAUGGCAGCUUGCAGGCCGUUGAGCAGAUCCUGGUCUUGAUAAAGUUGCCGUUGCUUCCUAGGCCUUUCAGGCAGUUAUACACAGGACUUUUGAUUUCAUCUAAUACUGUUCUAGAAUUGAAGCUCAUGGAAUGGUUGCUGCAGCCAUUUACAAAGGAAUCCUGGGCUUCACCAGCUGGGCAGUCAGAUAUCCAGAAUUCAGGCUCCUACGCUGUUCAUUAUUGA
Molecule: messenger RNA, 825 nt
Organism: Uncinocarpus reesii 1704
Lineage: Eukaryota; Fungi; Ascomycota; Eurotiomycetes; Onygenales; Onygenaceae
Exons: 1
Coding region: 1-825 (274 amino acids)
Source: RefSeq, a predicted model, not a curated record